CCAACUUGAUAUGUAGGAAAGAGGCUAAUUUCCUCUUUUAUUUGAGUGUUUUAUGGUCUUUUAUAUGUUAAUUGAAAAUAGAAAUUGAAAUAAUUGCUCUAUUUCUUUAUAUUGGGACAUCAAAUAAUUUUAAAUAGGUUUUUUUGAAUUUCAAGCGUUGCGUGUCUGAAAUUGCAAGCCAGAUUAAGACUACUUGAUUUCUAUUCCUAAAUUACUAAAAUCUUUACAAAUCGGGAAGUAUUUUUGUCAUUCUGCACUGUUUCCGUAUACCGAAAAAAGAAAAUGGCAUAUCCAGAAGGCGAAAAUCCUCAGACAAAUGAAAACAAGCUAAAAAAGAGAAUUAAUCGUGCAUGCGAUUUGUGUCGCAAACGCAAAAUUCGCUGCGAUGGAAAACAACCUACCUGCAGAAACUGUCUUAAUCACAAUGUUUCUUGUAUCUACACUGCUAGGCCCAAAAGAAGAACAGGUCAAAAGCAAAUUUAUGUUAAGUCUUUGGUCUCUAGACUGGAGCAAAUGGAAUCAACUUUACGAUCAGUCAUUCCAAAUUACACUCCCGAAAACGAGUCUGUCCCAAAUCCCAAUGCUGAUGCAGAAGAGGCUGAGAAAAGUUAUAAAGCAGAUUCUUCCUCUGAUGAGUCCGCAUCUGAUGAUUUAGCUUUUCUAAAUGAAAAAAUGGGAAUGCUAAUAACUACUCCUAUUGGUAAUCAAAAGUACAUCGGUGCCUCUUCAACCCUUUCCAUUCUUCAACAUGCGACCAAAUUCGCUUCAGGUAUUGCUUCUGAAAAAGCUCUUGAAAACUUAUCGCUUGCAAAAUCGGGUUGUCUAGCCGAACAACAAGAAGAUAAUAUCGACGCGAACCGAGAAGAGCUACCACCUCCUGAAGUUGCUCAAGCCUAUAUCGAUGCUUAUUUUAAUACGUUUAAUAGUGAAUUUCCAAUUUUCACAAAAGAAAGUUUUGAUAAAAGGUUUGGUUCUCCUGAUUGGUACAAACGCCAAGAUGGUUGUCUAGAUGUUACCAACUACGCUUUGUAUGUAAGUGUACUCUGUCUAGGAUGUAUAGGAACUGGUGAAAAUGAAUGUAACCUUAAGCGAGCUAAAGCUCUUUAUAUGAAUGUUUUAGAUGUUAAAUUGGAGGUUACCAGAUUCAUGAGUUUUGAUACAUUAUUGGUAUCUUUUCUUUCCUCUAUAUUUUUUUCUGCUAUUUGUCAACCUAAUUCUGCAUGGCUAAGCUUGGGUGUUGUUAUUAGAGUUGCUCAAACCCUUGGUCUUCAUCGUAACAGUGCCAUGUGGUGUAUUAAUAAAGAAGAUGCUGAGGAAAAGGCUCGUGUCUUUUGGCUGAUUUAUUCUAUGGAUCGACUUUUUUCCUUCACGUCAGGAAAGCCACUAGCAUUUCAAGAUGAAGAUAUUGAUCAGAUAAUACCGUUUUACUCGAUUUAUGAUUUCAGCCCUGUAGGAAACCCAAGAAGCGAUGAACUUAGAAAGUAUAAUUUUCUUGAAUGUGUCGUUAGAUUAAUGCAAGUUUAUGGACGUAUCUUGCGCCAGUUAUACUCAGUGACUGGCAUGAAAUCGACUACAAAUGACUUAAAAGAAAAAAUUAAGGCUUUGGACUUGGAACUACAUGAAUGGUUGUUAGAGGUUCCGGAAAGCAUCCGCCCAGUCUCCUUUUCCACAUUUAGUCGCCCAUCGAGUCAUUUGUUAGCUGGAGGUUAUUAUGCAGCUCUUAUUCUUCUUCAUCGACACGCAUUAACAAAAAACCUUCAAAUAAGCUGUACUCACAGAGGAUUAAGCAAUACUAUGGAUUCCCAAGCUCUUUGCAUUCAGGGUGCUCGUGCGAUUACCUACUUAUUUUCAGUAUCACUUCAUGGACAAGAGUUUUCCCUUAAGGUUGCUAUGUAUCAUGCAUUCACUGCAACCCUGAUUUUAUUUAUCGGAAUUCUGAAACGUCCACUUGCUUCUUCCUGCAGAGAGGAUAUUAACUGCUUGAUUACCGUCAAAAGAUGCUUUUUGUCGUGUGUGGGCAGAUUGGCUGGUUACUUUCAAUUUAGUGUUACUUUAAAUGCAUUGGAUAGUAUAAUUUCAACAGCGGAACUUGCUGUCCAGAAGGCUCAACAAAUGGCAAGGUCUUUAUCAACCCCUUUUGAUGUUCAGACAGAUGUUGCUGCAACUAAUGAGUCACCGUUUCCUUACAAUGAAUCAGUCCCAACGCCACCUUCUUUUACACCAAAUCCUAGUCAAUCUGAAGCUGGUACGGAAGACGUAUUUUCUGGGAGCAACCUCCAUUUCAAUCACGAAUAUCUAGAUUCUUUGAAUAACAGCUUUCUGGAAAUGCAACAAAACAAGGCUGAAUCACGCGAGGGAAAGACUCCUAAUGACCUGAAUGGAUUUUCAAGCAAUGAUUUAGUUGCUGGAGUAACCCCCAUCUUGGACCAAACUCUGUCCAUGUAUCCGUUUAACGAUGAGCUACAUUUGGAUUUCUCGGCUGCUAAUGUAUACAAUCCGAAUAUGUUUGAAGAUAUGGGUUUGGAUUUUUCAAUGUUCAAUAAUUGAGGUUUCUACUUAAAUGAAGGUUACUAUUUAAAAUUUUUUUUUUCUUACUCAUGGUUAUUUGUUAUAUUCUAUAUUUCCUUUUUAUGUAUUUUUUUUGGUGUUUUCAUAGGUUGAAUUGAGAUAUAUCAUACAUUAGCUGUAAUAAAACGGAACUUUUCAUGUUUAAUUUGCUCUCAUAUUUGUUUAUUAGAAAGGCGUAUACGAUCAAGAAGUAAAUGGAAG
Schizosaccharomyces cryophilus OY26 is the source of this 2769-nucleotide messenger RNA. RefSeq names its product transcription factor. The record is from RefSeq and is a predicted model, not a curated record. The transcript has a single exon. The coding region runs from base 283 to 2547 and encodes 754 amino acids. Gene Ontology annotation, molecular function: zinc ion binding; DNA binding; DNA-binding transcription factor activity, RNA polymerase II-specific. NCBI's taxonomy places the organism in Eukaryota, Fungi, Ascomycota, Schizosaccharomycetes, Schizosaccharomycetales, Schizosaccharomycetaceae. Gene Ontology annotation, biological process: DNA-templated transcription; regulation of DNA-templated transcription.